AAUUUCAAUCGGCCUUUAGCUUUAAUGUAGGACAAUUUGUUUUCUUUUUGAGUAUCAGACUUGUUUAGUUUUACAUUGAAGAAAAUUUUGCUAUUUUCUAAACCCUCCCCUUUUAAAGGACUGAAGGGUUAAAAAUGGCUUUAGAAAUCAUAGGAAAGAAGACCGUGACGAAUCCAACGAACAAUGAGUUAUCGGAAGUUGCAAACAUUUUAAAAGAGCAUAAUACAACAUUUGUUGUCGUUGGCGUAAGAGAAGCUGAAAGUAGUUUUAAAAGCUUUGUGGAUGGGAAAUAUUUGGAUGGAGAGGUAUAUACAGCUCAUAGGAGACUCUAUAGAGAAAUUGGACUUAAAAGAUAUUCUCUUAAGGAAAUUGGUUGGUAUAUGUGUACAAUGUUCUGUAGAAAAGCGUCUCUUUCCAAAAUGGUGAAUAUUAUGAGAAAAAAUAUUUCCGGUGAUUUAAGAGGCGAUGGUCUUCGACUUGGUGGAACAUUCGUGGUCAAAGACGGCCAUUUAGCUUAUAGUCACGUAAUGGAAGCCCCUGACGAUCAUCCAGAUGUCGCUACAAUAUUGAAAGCCCUUGAAAUUCAAACUGCCACUAGCCAAAAAACAAUUACACAACAGCCGAAAGUUAUCUGUGAUGAAGAUGUUUGCAAACCGAUAUAUUAA
This is a messenger RNA of Dimorphilus gyrociliatus, 665 nucleotides long. Lineage: Eukaryota; Metazoa; Annelida; Polychaeta; Dinophilidae. The record is from the annotation of a GenBank genome assembly.